This is a messenger RNA of Exophiala oligosperma, 1532 nucleotides long. RefSeq lists its product as uncharacterized. Lineage: Eukaryota; Fungi; Ascomycota; Eurotiomycetes; Chaetothyriales; Herpotrichiellaceae. The transcript is spliced from 3 exons. The record is from RefSeq and is a predicted model, not a curated record. The coding region runs from base 327 to 1532 and encodes 401 amino acids.
CCCGAGGUAAAACUGCUGGGGAUCUCCGCAAUGUUCGCGUGAGUCAGUGAAUACAAACCACAUCAAGAUGGCGACGUGGCAAUUUUCCCACGCGAAUUGUCGAGAAUGGGCCGCGAGAGGCUCUCUGGGGCUACCAACUGGAUCACGUUAGCAGCCGCUGAGGUCGUUGUGUGGCAGCGUAAUAUGGGUAUAAGGAGAUUGGAAGAUUGACGAAAAGUAGGACUGAUUGCUAUUUCACACACGAUCGGAAGGAUAUCAAGUCAUCAUCACAGCUCUUUCGGCUAUCUCAGAGUCCUCGCUUCGAUCUGCUGCUCGCAGCCUUGACCAUGGCGAGAGACUUCAGCCUCGCCAGUUGGCAGGACAAGCCAGUGAGUGUAUUCGUACUGUCAUGUCUUCCAUGGGUCGCUCUGUUGCUCUGCAGCUACGUCACAACCAGUUUCCUUUACAGCCGUCGCUUUCAGAAGACAGCCACCAAGGUCGCCACGUUUGCCGGUGCGGACACAAAGUCUGUGGACAAAACUGAGAAUGUCGAGAAACCAGACUGGACGUCAAUACAUGUCGAACAUUUCCAGCCCAGAGAGAACUUUGACUGGAAAACACAACCUGAGCAGCCAUAUCGACCAUGGCACAACGGCCCGCACCAUGUCACGAUGGGCAUCAAACGCACAUCCCUAGAGAACUGGGUUGAAUUCGACCACAAGUACCUCGAGCGAUACAGGUACAAACUCCAACUGUUUACGCAGCAUCCCGAAAAGACAAUCCAGAACCUCCCCGGUAGCGAAGAAGCGUCCUUCGAAGCACUAUACCUUCUCGUCGAUAUACUCCCGCGCCGUUACCCUACCAUGUUCCAGACGACCGAGGUUGGCAUCAAGAAUCUAAUUACCGGCGACGACUGGGAUCUGCGGAGGGGAUCCGAUACAUGGAAGGACCACCACCCUCUGCAGGUCAUGGGUCUCUUGUCCACGGAGGACUGGUUCAUCAUGCAGCACGACGAGAAAGAUCCGAGUGUGACGCGGCUGAGGGCCGGCGCAAAUUCUGGUUGGAAGAUCCAAGAACGUAUCGGCCACAGCCUCUGGGAAAUCCACGCCGGCAAGGUUCCGCAGUACGAGCAGAAACUCGCCGUCUCGAUGGACCGCUUCUUCCAACGGCUGCGCGUCGAAUCGCCCGUCAUGCGGUUCAACUACGCCAUCGACAACAGUCCGGAACUUUUCCACAUCAACUCCCACCACAACUUGAACCCGGACGACCUGGAUCCCGUCGAGCUGGACCAGCUGUUUCUGCGGGUUGAACGACAGGUCCUGCAACGGCUGCCCAAGACGAGGGCCAUCGUGUUUUCGAUACGAACGUACGUCACGCCCAUCACGGAGGUAACCAAGGAUGGAGACGUCGCGAUGGCGCUGAGGACGAGCGUCGACAGCUACGGUCCGGAACUCGCGCGGUACAAGAACAAGCCUCUGUGGCAGGACGUGCUAGGAAAGCAUCUCGAUGAGGUUAUUGGUGAUGGUGUCGAGAAAUUCAAGGCCGAGUCCUGA